Molecule: messenger RNA, 2018 nt
Organism: Suillus subalutaceus
Lineage: Eukaryota; Fungi; Basidiomycota; Agaricomycetes; Boletales; Suillaceae
Exons: 4
Coding region: 235-1824 (529 amino acids)
Source: RefSeq, a predicted model, not a curated record
CUCUUUUUUUCAUCCAAUCCCAUUCUCCCAUAUCUCACAUUCUUCCUCUUCUCAUCGUCCUCCUCCUCGUCCUCAACCUCGACAACCUAACUAAUAGUCGUUGGCAUCGGGUACCACAUCUGGUGGCACGCUCCACACUGCCAUAAAUCAUAUCUUCAGCACUGCCUGUCAACUUCUUUGUUUGACUGCCUUUAAAGCCCCCACCCCCUUCCCCGCACUUCCUUUAAACCACCCAUGGAUAUUCACUUCGACGAAGCUUGGUGUCCAGUUUGUGACAGGCAAAUCAUGCCUAAGCGGUUUACAGUACCCGUCAUCCCACAACCUCAAGAACCCACACCUGUCCCCACGCCAUCGCCAGCAUCAUCAUCUCCGUCGAAAAAUCAACAGAGUGACUCUACUGCACGCACUUCCCGAACGAAAACUGGCCCAGUUCGCGCGAAGAAUGGCCUUGUGCAAGGUACCGGUCGUGUCAAGCUUAAUGGAGCAAUAAAGCGAUCCGACUCAACGUCAACCGCAAACAAGGGCCGUGCCUCGCCGCCUCAACCUCCACAACCUGUCCCACCUGUCAAGCACCGCACUAUCAUUGACCAGGGUCCAAUCCCUCUUUACUGUUCGGAUGAGUGUCGUCUCCAAGACUUGGCAAGACUCGAUGGCGCUUACCCACUCAAUUACCACCCUGAUCGUUCAUCGCCACCUCUCCCUCGCGUCCCUCAUAAUUCUUUCGAAAGGCGAUAUUGCGAAUCAGAAGAUGAAUCAGCCAGCGCUUCCGGAUCAUCACUUGACUCAGGUUGUUCGUCUUCCGUACCGGUCGUCAAUGUCUCUCGCAGUAUGGCCACCCUUGCCGCCCUGUACAACUUCCCUCCCUUACCUCCUGCGCCACCUAUUUUGUCACCGGCCGACAGCACAUCCUCAUUGGCGCCCGAGUAUAACAACGAUUACCAGGGCGGGACAAUGAUGGCAAGCAAGCGUAUCAAGGAGGUAUUGUGCCUACCACGCGCCAAGCCUUCGUCGUUUUAUAGUGAACCGCCUCAACCCAGGAAACCAGUUCCUGGUUGGACCGACGGCGGUAGUGAAUGGCGUCAAUCUGUGUAUGGCGGAUACUCCAAACGUCCAGACAAUGCAUCUGUUGGGUCCGAGAAAGCCCAGACCUCAUUCGCAGCAUCGUCACAUCGUGGUGUGCAAUGGACUUCGACACUUUCCCAGUCAAAUUCAUCUAGUGCUCUUGCCGCGCAGUGUCCUGCCUCCAACCUGCCUCCUCCUCGUUCGAGUCAGUCGUACAGCGAAGAGUUGUACACCAAAUAUUCCCUCCCUCUUUCUCGCAGAUCAGAAUCACGUAUGUCACUUUUCCCCCACUCGGCUUCUUCUUCCGCACAAUCACCUCCGCUGUCUCCCACUUCCACAUCUUCGUCCUGUCGACGCCGUCGUGAAGUCCCUCUGCUCAAGCGAGGCGCAGAGGGUCGUUUACUGGUUCCCGACGUCAUACUCACUCGAAACAACUCGAGUAUGGGUUUGUUAUCGCAGCGUCUUGCGAAACCUUUGAGGAGGCACCCCAGCGAAGUUAGUGAAGACAGUAUCUUGAGUGACACCACGUCUGAAUCGCUUGGUACCUCGUCCCGACCUGGACCACAAAUUCGCACAUGGUCAUACGAUAAUAUCAAGACUUACCCUGUGAUGAUGCCUCCUGCAAAGAAGGAGAAACGCAUCGAGCAUCGCAUGGUUGACGGCGAGGUCAAGGAGGUCGAAGUCGAGGUCGAAGUAGUUCAACCCUUGAAACGCCUCUUCCUGUUCCCUGGCAAGGAAACAACUCCUGUGGGACGGUCCUAAAUGGCACGCGUAGCCACUAUCCCCCUUGACCUUGUCUGUUUCUCGAGCAUUCCAUCAUACCCUGUAUUUGCACGGUCGCGGAUCGCCGACGGCCAUACCGCCACAUUCACGACGCAUACCCAUUACUUUAUCGAUUCUUUACCGGCAUCUCUCAUCGCAUCAUGACCACACGCAAUUCACGACAUCCCAUUUAA